UGUUCCUUGCAUCAAUCAUUAACCACCAAAUGGCUUACACCAUUAGUUUAGUCUUUGUGUUCCCGUAUCAGUACCCUGUAAGUGUGUGAAGUUUGCCUUACAUCAUGCAAUUCUUCCUUUGGUCUGUCUUCGGCCCUGAGAGAAGCUAAAUGAAACGGUCUUCUAAACUUACAACAUUAAAACAGAGCUUUCUGGGUACGUCUACAAUACAAAAGCAGGGAAAUGCCAGCAUACCCUAAUGAUAGAGCCCCGAUCAAAUGUUUAGAGCUCAUUGGAGGUUUAAAGGUCAAAAAAUUUAAGCAGGUAAAGCUCCAGGUAAAGGAACCUCAAAAUCUGUCAAAAUGAGACUGGUGAUGGCUCUGUAACAAACAUGCCCUCCCUGAGCACAUGGGAGAAGGUGGGUGAGUGCAAAAGACGUGAUCACAGCCAGCUGGAUACUUUUAUUGGAUACAGGCAGUACCUGUAGAAAGCACUUACAGCAUAGUCCAUAAUGAUUCAAGUAGCGCUUGUAUUGCCCCUGGCCACCCGCUAAGUUUUUCUGUCCACUCUCACAUGUUAUGUUUAAAUUCUAAUCCCCACCUUGAUGGUUUGAUGCUAUUUGGAGGUGGAGAAUCGAGGAGGUAACUAGGUCACAAGAGUGGAGCCCUUAUUAAUAAGAUUAGUUCAUUUAUUAAAGGGACUCCAGAGCACACCAGCCCUCCUCUCUCCAUAUGAGAAUUCAGACUUAGGUAUCUAAACACAUGAGGCCUCUAACUAGAACCCAACUGUUUUGGUACUCCAAUCUCUUUUGUCCUCCAGACCAGUGCAAAACAUGUAUUUAUUAUUAUUGUUAUUGUUAUUAUCAUUAUUAUUAUUAUUAUUAUUAUAAGCCAUUAACUUUGUGGAAUUUCUUUUACAGCCACCACAAAUUCCUGACAUGCCUGAUUUGAAUGUUUCUAAGUCUAAGUCUUAAUUUAAUAGGUGGGGGUUAGUUCCCAUUACCUGAUAGACUUCAUUAGAAUCCGAGAAUGGUCAAAAUUUAUUCACACCACCAACAAACAUUUAUCUUGUACCCACUUUAUAUCUGGUACUAUAUAGUAGUUAUAAAAAGACACAUGUCUUCUUGGACCAGGUAAGUUGCAAAUCUGCCAUCAUUAGCAUUUGGCACACCAGAGUUACAAGUAUUCAGACAACCCUGCCAACUCUCUAAAGUGAUUUUUAGAAGCUACCAACCUAGAAAAAUGAGGAACAGUUAGAGAUCUAACAGGGUUACAAAUAAAUGGAUAUCUAAAUAGAAGAAGAAUGAGAAGUGCAUGGAAACUAGCCAGAGAGCUGAAGCUAUAGACAGCUAAAAGAUCAAACAGUUCACCUCUAAAAGAAGAGAGAAAAGUAAAGUUGAAAGGUUAAAUCAAAACAGAAAACCAUUCUGUCCAAAGAAAGCUAAAUAUAUAGGUGUGUGUGUGUGUGUGUGUGUGUGUGUGUGUGUGUGUGUGUGUGUGUACUUACUAAAGACAAAAAGUAAAGCAUGUCCUAUACUAUUUUCCAGGAUGUCAAUGAGAUACCUGAAGUAAGUUUCUGAUUGACUCUUACUACAUACAAACAUGAAAAGAUAUAUUCAGGAAAUCAAGUUUAAUACAUGCAUAUAUUAGUUCAUGGAUGCUCAGUUUGGGUUUGCCACAUCCACUCAAAGUUCUGCUUGGGAGAAACACAACAAAAUACCAGAGCUGACAGCCAAACCUCUUCUAGCUCUACUCCCAUUGAAGGACAGGAGGAAACCAGACUGCGGAGAACUGAAUUAGGUGCUGAAAAGUCAGUCCCCAAGGAGCCCGACGUGCCCCCCAGAGUUCAGACCCAAGUGUGCAGUGCCUGGUAUUCUAAGUCUCUGCAGAGGUCAGGCACACGGGGGAGAGAAAACUCAACUCUGGAAGAUCUACUGUUUCCAUGGGAGACAUGAAAUGGCCCCAUCUCCCCAGCAGAUCUACCGUGGGGGCUGUUGUCGGCUUCAAGAAGUAGUCAGAUGUCUAUAACUCACAGAAGACUCAGCAGAACCCAGAAUCCUAGGCACGAGGACAGGUAUCCGAACGGUAGGAAGGGUUAGCUGUGGAGGUUAAUGUUUCAAAGACCCCAAUAUCUCUCUGGUGGAAAUUCUCUUGGUGUCUAAAUCUGCUUCUUUUUACUGGAGAAACACGUCGAAGCGUCAGUUGGUGCUGAGACUGAGAACUCACAAGGGGCUCCUUUGGCCUGAUUGCAAAGGGCGGUGAGGAGAAGAGAGGCUGAUUGAUAGCUGUCAGUGGUCCAGGGUCCAGGCCAGUUGCCACUGUGGAUGUUGUAUCAGUCCUGCCGAACAGAAGCACCUCACGAAAAGACAGGGCUGGGGGGGGGGGGGGCAGAGAGGGAGAGUUGGUUGGUGACUGGAAGGGUAGGCGGUCUUUCUACAACAUCAAUGUGCUUUGAACCUGGAAGAGACAGGCUGGAGGCAGAGCUAACUAACAAGGGUUGCGGGCUUGCCAGCAGCCUCAUCCCCCAAGGGUGAGACUCCUUUCUUGAAAUUUCAGGGUCAAAGAACAAAGAAAAAGCCACAAAGAAGAGAAAUUCCAGACUCUAGCUCUGAGUGGAACAGAGGGGGGAUUCCCUGUCUUCUCCAGUGUUAAGGGGAGGCCAAGGUGCUAAACAGGUCCUGCUGUGUGGAAUCCCAGCCUCCUUCCUGUCCAGGCCUCAAUUCAGUAGUCUUCUCACCACAUACCCUCUCUGCCAACACCAUUCUCAACCAUGGCUGAAAAAACGUCCCUGCCAAUCUUAGCGCCCUGCCUUCAUUAUGGAGCAUGUUGCUAGUGACCUGAUGCUCACAGGUACCCAUUUCUGACCUGUUGUUUUACAAUGACUGAACAUCCCUACUCCAGUCUCCCUCAGAAGCAGCACCUCCUACCCCCACCAGCCUGAGCAAGCACCUUCUUGUCAGUCUCUCCCUCAAAGCCUUGAACCACAGAGACAAGGUUGCUUGUCAAAUCAAAUCACAUGUUAGUCAAAACACCAGCUUACCCGCCCUUGCAUGCCCGCUCUCUUACGUGGCUUGUUUCCUUUACAGUAUAGGAAAACUCCGGUUUAGGGGGCUGUCAUGGAGAUGAUUGUGCAUUUGUGAGAUCAAUAUUUUCCCUAUCGCAGUGUCCUUUUUUUUCUAAUUAAAAUCUCUCCCUACCUCUUCCUGAAAGUCGGAUUGGUUUGCAUGUAACAUUAACAAGAAGCUAAGGGGUCUCCUAGGAGAGUCUGAGACACAUUAGUAGGAAAGAAAGCCUUGGGGCCAGGUGGCUUUUGUCUGUCAUCGGGGAAAACCAAGGACGCCUGUGAAGCAAAGCUCCUACUUGAACUUCAACUUUCUAAAGUGGGAAGAAUUUCACACCAAGGAGCUUGGGGGCUCUGGCUAGGCAAACUAAUUGCAAGUUAAAAAAAUACCGUGCUCCCAGUUAGCAAGAAGGGGGUGUGCUUGGGAACCCUGUAGGGAGGUAAGUCAGGAGCAAGGGGAGGGGGCAGAAGUAGGGGAAGAAGAGAGGGAGCCAGUAGAAACCGCGCUGCUGUGGAUCAACAAAGGUGGGAGAUAAGGAUGUGGGUGGUCUUGUUGUCCCAGCACCCCGAGGUGUCUACAAGGCGGCAGCCGUGGCGGCGGUGGCCAGAGCAGCAGCCGUACAAUCAGCGAGCGGGACGGAGUUAGGACCGCUCGGAGCGCCCAGGUCUCGAGGUAGUAUAAGGUUUUUUGCAAUCCUUCCACUCGCUGGCAGUUGCAGAAGAUCUGCUUUUUAAGUGAGAAGAACACGCCACCCCUCCGAGGGCUGCGGCUUCCCGGGGCUGUUUCGUCGCUAGUCGCUUUGCCGGCCCCUGGCGCUCACUCUCUAAUUCGUCCGCGCCCCUAAGUUUGCCGAGAGCAGGCUGCGGGCUGGGAGCAGGGUCCCGGCCGGGCGCCGCGGGCGGGGGCUGGGAAGCCGCGAACCGCAAUCCAGAAGCAUCUUGGGGCCAUGUAUAUUUCAUCAAACGGACUUUGGGUGCGUCGCGUCUCGCAGCCAUCAACGCUAUGUGCAGUGACAUUUCUGACUUGAGUGGAGGAAUGCGCGAAGGAAACCGGGGCAAAAUUGCUUCGAGAGGCUCUUCUUGGCGCCAAGGCUAAUUGUCCUGAUUUAUGUCGCUUCUGACAAAAAAGAAAAAAAAAAAGACCCAACAUCUUCAUCUGAAAUAAAAUGAAAGCGGUGCCGAGCGGGAUAGAACCGCCCGGCCGCUGGUUCUGAUCCCCCGGGAUCGGGGGGAAAAAAAAAUCGUUCUGCGGCUUAAAAGAAAAGAAAGAAGAAAGGAAUAGAAAUAGAGAAGAGGGAGAGAAAACCCACAGUAAAAGUUUAAGACGAGAAGUGGCGGUGGCGGCGGCGCGGGGAGGCUGCGAGCGGAGACGGCUGGCGAGACCUUGGAAGGCAGCGAUUUGGUUCCUAAUCCCACUGUAUUUUUGGAGGGAGAGGCACCUUUCUCAUCCUCCCUUCCUCUCCGCCCACCCCUCUCCCUCCCCCUCAUCUACCUGUCAAAGUCACUGAUCUUUUGCAUUUUGGAAGAGGACGUCAACGGGAAGGAAUUCCCCCUGUCCGGGUCCCGGCUCCGAGAGGGGCGACGCGCGACGAGGCUGCCCCAGGGGCGCGAGGCCAAGGUGUUGGUACCAGAAGAAAAAGGAAAAUGAUUGCUGGGAAACAGACACAGGACCAUAGACACUCAUCCUUGUGCUUCAGAUACUGAUCCAUCUUCACACCUGAGCAGCCCCAGUGAACCCUGAAUGCUGAGGAUCACUCAGGAUUAUCGAAUGUACAACGGGAGAGCCAUCACUUUGCUAAAUUAUUAUCUUCUCCUGGACAUCUUUCACAAAAGUCUAAUAGAUAUGUUCUACGAGGAGAAAAGGCUGCAAGCUGUUAACGCCUAACACAGAAGCACAUUAGGCUUCCACCAAAGUCCUCAACGUACCUGACCACACACAGUAUUUCAAUCUAUCACAUUUGGUUUUGGAAUCUGCUUUGAGACUUCAGCAUAUUUUUUUUUUUAAUAUACAGACCUACCUACAUAAAGACACACACACACACACACACACACACAAUACUCAUGUAUAUGUAACGGAGACACUGACUGCAAAUAAGACACGAAGACUGCCAAGAUUUUAGAGAUGUAUUUGUCAAGAUUCCUGUCGAUUCAUGCCCUGUGGGUUACAGUGUCCUCUGUGAUGCAGCCCUACCCUUUAGUGUGGGGACAUUACGAUGUAUGUAAAACUCAGAUUUACACAGAAGAAGGGAAAGUUUGGGAUUAUAUGGCCUGCCAGCCGGAAUCCACGGACAUGACAAAAUAUCUGAAGGUGAAACUGGACCCUCCGGAUAUUACCUGUGGAGACCCUCCUGAGUCAUUCUGUGCAAUGGGCAACCCUUACAUGUGCAAUAACGAGUGUGAUGCAAGCACUCCUGAACUGGCACACCCUCCCGAGCUGAUGUUUGAUUUCGAAGGAAGACAUCCCUCCACCUUUUGGCAGUCUGCUACUUGGAAGGAGUACCCCAAACCUCUCCAGGUUAACAUCACUCUGUCUUGGAGCAAAACCAUUGAGCUCACAGACAACAUAGUUAUUACCUUUGAAUCGGGGCGACCAGACCAAAUGAUCCUGGAGAAAUCUCUCGAUUACGGACGAACAUGGCAACCCUAUCAGUAUUAUGCCACAGACUGCCUCGACGCUUUUCACAUGGACCCGAAAUCGGUGAAGGAUUUAUCCCAGCACUCGGUCUUAGAGAUCAUUUGCACAGAAGAGUACUCCACCGGGUACUCCACGAAUAGCAAAAUAAUUCACUUCGAGAUCAAAGACAGGUUUGCGUUUUUUGCUGGGCCUCGACUACGAAAUAUGGCUUCCCUCUAUGGACAGCUGGAUACAACCAAGAAACUCAGAGAUUUCUUCACAGUCACGGACCUGAGGAUCAGGCUAUUGAGACCUGCCGUUGGGGAAAUAUUUGUAGAUGAGCUCCAUUUGGCACGUUACUUUUAUGCUAUCUCAGACAUAAAGGUGCGAGGAAGGUGCAAGUGCAACCUGCAUGCCACUGUGUGUGUGUAUGACAACAGUAAACUGACAUGUGAAUGUGAGCACAACACGACAGGUCCAGACUGUGGGAAAUGCAAGAAGAAUUAUCAGGGCCGGCCUUGGAGUCCAGGCUCAUACCUCCCUAUCCCCAAAGGCACAGCAAACACCUGUAUCCCCAGCAUUUCCAGUAUUGGUAACUGUGAAUGCUUCGGCCACUCCAAUCGGUGCAGUUAUAUCGAUCUGCUAAACACAGUCAUUUGCGUGAGCUGUAAACACAACACUAGAGGGCAGCACUGUGAGUUAUGCAGGCUGGGCUACUUCAGAAAUGCUUCUGCACAGCUGGACGAUGAGAAUGUGUGCAUAGAGUGUUAUUGUAACCCUUUGGGCUCAAUCCAUGAUCGUUGUAAUGGCUCAGGAUUUUGUGAGUGUAAAACUGGAACGACAGGGCCUAAGUGUGAUGAGUGUCUGCCGGGAAAUUCCUGGCACUACGGCUGUCAACCUAAUGUCUGCGACAAUGAGCUCUUGCACUGCCAGAAUGGAGGGACCUGUCACAACAACGUGCGCUGCCUGUGCCCGGCCGCCUACACUGGCAUCCUCUGUGAGAAGCUGCGGUGUGAAGAGGCAGGCAGCUGUGGCUCCGACUCCGGCCAGGGAGUACCCCCGCGGGGCUCCCCCGCACUGCUGCUGCUGACUGUGCUGCUGGGGACAGCCAGUCCCCUGGUGUUCUAGGGAGUCACACCAGCCCUCCAACAGGCCUGUGCUGUGGGGGAAGCAAACUCCACCCGAGCGAUUGCUACUAACAUAGAAAACACGCACACCCACUCCAACACAGUGUACAAACGAAGAGGGCCUAACUGAACUAAGCCAUAUCUCUCAGACCUGGACAGCACAUCGGAGUCAAGACUGUUCAUCACUGACUCCAGAGGAAUUGGCAGCUGUGGCUGCUAUCACUGCAAAUCUCAUUGCCAGCUGCAGAGCCGAUUGCGGAUUGGGAAGGCUGUGAGAGCGCCCCCAGAAAGGAAAGACAAAAACAAACUGAUCAACCAACCUAAAAAAAAAAACAAAACAAAACAAAAAAAAACAUUCGCUACUCUACCGUGGUGCACCCUAGUACCGCUCUGCCCAGUGUGUGGACCAACCAAAUAGAAGCAUUCUUUGCUGUCAGGUGCAUUGUGGGUAUAAGGAAAUCUGUUACAAGCUGCCAUAUUGGCCUGCUUCAGCUCCCACCCCCAACCCCACCCUGAAUCCCUUCCAACCUGUGCUUUAGUGAAAGUUGCUCUGUAACCCUUGUUGGUUGAAAGAUUUCUUUGUCUGAUGUUAGUGAUACACAUGUGUAACAGACCCCCUCCAAAAGCGCAAGCCAGUCAUAUCCCUGUACAUUUUAGGAGCACUGAGACCCCCCAGUGCCAGCUCACACCCACUUCACAAGAGUGGUUAGAGGAAAGAGAAAGUGUAUCUAUCCUUUUGUAUUCAAAUGAAGUUAUUUUUCUUGAAAUACUGUAAGAUGUAGAUUUUUUGUAUUAUUGCCAGUUUAUGUUACCAGACAAUCUGUUAAUGUAUCUAAUUCGAAUCAGCAAAGACUGACAUUUGAUUUGUGUCCUCCUUGGUUUUGUUUUGUUUCAUUGUGCAGAGAUUUCUCUGUAUGGGCAACGAGCGUGCUGGCAUCAAAGAAUAUCAGUUUACAUAUAUAGCAAGUGUAAUAAGAUUCCACCAAAGGACAUUCUAAGUGUUUUCUUGUUGCUUUAACAUGGAAGAUUUCAAGAAUAAAAAUUCCCGCAUAAAUGGUAUCAGGAAUUUGUAUUGCCGUUUCUUAGAUGAAAGGAGCAACCAUCCAACAGUUUCACACUCGCUUCACUGAUGUUGUGUGGACGGAACACAGUCAGCUGACCGACUCUAGUAGCCCAGGAAGACGGAUUGAUGGUCACUAGCUUGGACAACGUCUGCAAAAUAUGAGACUAUUUUCCACCUGGGAAAAAAUUAUAACUGCAAGAACAGAAAGAAGUAUCUAAGUGAUUGCCAAGAUUAUGCCAAAGCCUGUUGGCGGAUACUAAGAGACUUUUAUUUUUAAGUCAUGCUAUUUUCACAGAUUUAUGGUGAUCAUGUGACUCUAGGGAUGCUGAUCUAUGUAUCCUUCCAAAUACAGUGUUUACAUGGAGUAUCAUAAGAGGCCACCUGGGGAACCAGGACAGCAGCAGGGAAAUUGAGUGAUUAGCAAUUUGACUUUGACUAUAUUCUAAGUAUUUAAAUGAAAUAUCAAAAUAUACAGCAGCAAGUAGACAUAACUGCUGCUCCUGAGAAUAAAGUCUGUUUCAAGUAC
Molecule: messenger RNA, 8369 nt
Organism: Peromyscus californicus insignis
Lineage: Eukaryota; Metazoa; Chordata; Mammalia; Rodentia; Cricetidae
Gene: Ntng1
Product: netrin G1
Exons: 8
Coding region: 5162-6781 (539 amino acids)
Molecular function (GO): cell-cell adhesion mediator activity
Source: RefSeq, a predicted model, not a curated record